AAAGCAUCUACGUUUCCGAUUUUCGUGCAGAAGAGCACGUGCCGUGGGUUAUUGUGAGUGAGCUGGUUAUUGACAAAUGACGUUUUAAUGACAUAGAAGUACGCUAAUUGACAACCGAUUUAGAAUUUGUGAUAAUUCGGAAAGUUAUAGAGGUGAUGUCUGAUAGCAGGUUGUCCUGCGCUGGUGUAACUGUGCAUCUUACGAAGGUUGACCAUACCUAUGUUGUUUGUUGACUUCACUGUUUUAGUGAAAUAAGUGGAUUAAUGAAUGUUCCAACGAAAGUGGCGUUUUGGAUACUACUAAGGAAUAUAUGAGAACACGAUGUGUCCUUUCAACAGUCUAACACAAAUCAUGCUGCUCAUCCUGGUCAUCAUUUUAAUCAACGCAGCAGUGAUAAACACCCUAUCUGUGAAAUUCCAAAAUGAAUCUGUUACAAUACAUAUGGAUGAUAGUAUCAGCGUGCCAUACACUAUACUAAAGGACCAGACAGUUGAAUCUGAAGAUAAUGCAAAAUAUCUGCUGCAAUUGAAGUCCGAUGAUGACAAUAUAGCAAAUACCAACGAGCAAAUAUAUUUUAGUUACAAUGAGCUACCUUUGCAAGCUUCGCUGAAUAUUUCUGGAGUUUUUCUAGGAAAAACUUCAGUUUCAUGUAAAGAUGUUACGAGAAAUAAAACAAUUGAAGGACAUUUAGACGUAAUUGUCAUAAGGAAACAACGUUUAAUCGACACAAUUUUUACAGUAUCAGUAGCCACAUUAGUUAGUAUAAUAUAUAUUAACUUUGGUUGCUUUUUGAAUUGGGGUGAACUCAAAAGAAAUUUGACGAGGCCUAUUGGUCCAGUAAUAGGAUUGUGUAGUCAGUUCAUUUUCAUGCCAAUGUUGAGUUACGGACUAGGACAACUUUUGUUUCCGGAGAGUCCUGAAAUGCAACUUGGAAUGUUUUUUACUGGAGUUGCCCCCUCUGGUGGAGCCUCCAACAUUUGGACAGUAGUUCUGGAUGGAAAUGUAGAUCUUUCAAUAACAGUGACCAGCUUAGGCAAUUUCCUAGCCUUACUAAUAAUGCCGAUGUGGAUAUUCAGUCUGGGUAAACUAAUAUUCAACCAGGCAAAACUAGGUGUACCAUACAGACUUGUUGUAUUUUCUGCUUUGGGUUUAAUUAUACCAUUGGCUAUUGGAUAUUUGUUGACAAGAUAUUGCAAAAAUUUGGCCUCAUUUUUGGCCAGGAUUUUGAAGGGAUUAUCAUCAUUACUUCUGAUAUUUAUAAUAGUGUUCGCUACAGUCACAAAUUUGUACUUAUUUAAAAUUUUCUCUUGGAAGAUUAUUGUGGCAGGGAUGGCUUUACCAUAUUUAGGUUUUACAUUAGCUUUCAUUCUGUCAAAAAUACUAAGACAAGCAGAUCCAGAUUGUUUAGCAAUAGCUAUUGAGACUGGGAUACAGAAUACAGGAAUAGCUAUAUUUUUACUGAGAUUUUCUCUGACACAACCAGCAGCUGAUUUAACAACAGUGUGUCCAGUUGCUGUAUCGAUGAUGACUCCAAUUCCCUUGUUAGGAAUAUACAUUUACAAAAAGAUUCAAGCAAGUAAUCAUUUUUCAGGAUACGAGGCCCUUCCAAGGACAUAGAAAAUAGAAAUGAAGGUAUUUUGAGUAAUACAGAGGAACCAGAUUGCUACACAAUAAAUAGGCAAGAAUGAGAGGAGCCUUGAUGAUGUAUAUAGAUGUCAGAUUAAGAAGUAGUUUGUAAAAAUAAUAUCAUUGGAGUUGAUUCCUGAAUGUUUAAAUAUGAGUUGAACUUAAAGAUUGAAUGUUUAAAAAUUUGACAAGAUUUUUUUCAGAGCAUAUGUAAUUUUUAACAAAAUACAGUAGUGCCGUUUUCUAAUA
Harmonia axyridis is the source of this 1875-nucleotide messenger RNA. Its product is annotated as ileal sodium/bile acid cotransporter. Gene Ontology annotation, cellular component: membrane. Bases 322 to 1617 code for a protein of 431 amino acids. The transcript is spliced from 9 exons. The record is from RefSeq and is a predicted model, not a curated record. Lineage: Eukaryota; Metazoa; Arthropoda; Insecta; Coleoptera; Coccinellidae.